Messenger RNA from Conger conger (European conger), 4971 nucleotides. RefSeq names its product splicing factor 3b, subunit 1 (gene sf3b1). The record is from RefSeq and is a predicted model, not a curated record. Gene Ontology annotation, cellular component: U2-type prespliceosome; catalytic step 2 spliceosome; U12-type spliceosomal complex. Gene Ontology annotation, biological process: spliceosomal complex assembly. NCBI's taxonomy places the organism in Eukaryota, Metazoa, Chordata, Actinopteri, Anguilliformes, Congridae. The coding region runs from base 950 to 4462 and encodes 1170 amino acids. Gene Ontology annotation, molecular function: mRNA binding. The transcript has 22 exons.
UCACAAAUAACACUCAUCUACUUUUAAAAUAAUAAUACGAAGAAUAAUAAUAAUUUGGAGUCUUACAGCGGAUCUGUCUCUCUGUCUAAUUUGUAUUAUUGACCUCCACGAUUGGCCUUGUGAGAGUACAGAAUCUGGCGUGACACCGUUAUUAAAUUACAGUACCUACAGUGUCACAGAGCCCUAAGAAUAACCUGGGCUCUGAGCCAGUCCUGGCCGGCAGUGGACUGCCAAGCCCAAACUUCAGCCGUUUACACCCCACGUCCCUGCAGCCAAGACCCCUUUACUGUCAGAUAGACCACUCUAGUUAUCUCUGGGAGUCUUUAAGACAGGAAGUCCUAGUGCUUGCCCAUAAUGCACUGCAUACAUAAUGACUCUUUAUGGCGGAGGUCAAACGCUUAACUAGCGAGGUUCCCUUGUUCAACCAUUUCACAUUUUUAUAAAAUUUAAUUUGCCCAAUUUUGAAAUUUGGCCCCCUGCAUUGAAACAAAGUAACACCUGAUCCAACCUUACCUUUAAAGCGUAAAGACUCCCAUCCAAGUUACAAUUAAAAGUUUGAACAAAGCUUAAAAUUAGUCGUCGUCCCCCCCCAACCCCAGUAUUGAAACCUUUUAACGCCUGAUCAAACUUAAGCUUUUAUUUAAAGACUCCUAUCCGUUCAGGCUGUAGUUUAAAAUCUGGAUGUAGCCAUUAAAAAAAUUGUAAAAAGGAAAUCUUUUGUAGCUGUGGUUUGAGCACGGAGGAGUAAAGCCACAAUGAGUAAGUUGGAGGAAAGAAAGCAGGUGGUAUGCUUUGUGUGUGAGUUCCAACCCUUUCCAAAGUGUUACUAAUGGUAAAGAGAUAAUUUUCUAGGCUUCUUUUCUCUGCCGGUUGAAGCCUGACUGCAGAAGAACCCUGGCACAGAAAGUGGGGCAAAACCCCGGACCCCAAGCAGCCGGCCCGGACCUACAUGGAUGUGAUGAGGGAGCAGCACCUCACCAAAGAGGAGAAAGAGAUCCGGCAGCAGCUGGCGGAGAAGGCGAAGGCGGGGGAGCUGAAGGCUGUGAACGGAGCGGCUGCCUCCCAGGCUGCGGCCGCCGCGGCCGCCAAACGCAAGCGCCGCUGGGACCAGACCGCCGACCAGACCCCCACCAACACCACCGCCAGCUCCACGCCCAAGAAGGUCUCCAGCUGGGACCAGGCCGACGCCAACGCAGAGACUCCAGGCCACACCCCGGGCCACACCCCCUCCAACAGUCGCUGGGACGAGACGCCCGGGCGGGCGAAGGGCAGCGAGACGCCGGGAGCCACGCCCAGCACGCGCAUGUGGGAGCCCACACCCAGCCACACCCCCGCGGGGGCCGCCACCCCGGGGCGGGGGGACACGCCCGGGCACGCCACGCCCGGCCACGGCGGGGCCACCUCCAGCGUCCGCAAGAACCGCUGGGACGAGACGCCGAAGACCGAGAGAGAGACCCCCGGGCACGGCAGCGGCUGGGCCGAGACUCCCCGCACAGACCGCGGGGACGAGUCCGUGGGGGAGACGCCCACCCCGGGCGCCAGCAAGAGGAAGUCCCGCUGGGACGAGACGCCGGCGAGCCAGAUGGGCUCCUCCACGCCCCUGCUCACUCCGGGGAAGACCCCCAUCGGCACCCCCGCCAUGAACAUGGCCACGCCCACUCCAGGUCACCUGAUGAGCAUGACCCCGGAGCAGCUGCAGGCCUGGCGCUGGGAGCGCGAGAUCGACGAGAGGAACCGGCCCCUCACCGACGAGGAGCUGGACGCCAUGUUCCCCGAGGGCUACAAGGUUCUGCCCCCUCCUGCCGGCUACGUGCCCAUCCGCACCCCGGCCCGGAAGCUGACGGCCACCCCCACCCCCAUCGGGGGCAUGACCGGGUUCCACAUGCAGACGGAGGACCGCACCAUGAAGACCGUCAACGACCAGCCGUCCGGCAACCUGCCCUUCCUCAAGCCGGACGACAUCCAGUACUUCGACAAGCUGCUGGUGGAGGUGGACGAGUCGACUCUGAGCCCCGAGGAGCAGAAGGAGCGUAAGAUCAUGAAGCUGCUGCUGAAGAUCAAGAACGGCACUCCCCCAAUGAGGAAGGCCGCCCUGCGUCAGAUCACCGAUAAGGCUCGGGAGUUUGGGGCCGGGCCCCUCUUCAACCAGAUCCUGCCCCUGCUGAUGUCCCCCACGCUGGAGGACCAGGAGCGCCACCUGCUGGUCAAAGUCAUCGACCGCAUCCUGUACAAGCUGGACGACCUCGUCCGGCCCUACGUGCACAAGAUCCUGGUGGUGAUCGAGCCCCUGCUGAUUGAUGAGGAUUACUACGCCAGAGUAGAGGGCAGAGAGAUCAUCUCCAACUUGGCCAAGGCCGCCGGCCUGGCCACCAUGAUCUCCACCAUGCGUCCCGACAUCGACAACAUGGACGAGUACGUGCGGAACACGACGGCGCGCGCCUUCGCCGUGGUGGCGUCCGCGCUGGGCAUCCCGUCGCUGCUGCCCUUCCUCAAGGCCGUGUGCAAGAGCAAGAAGUCCUGGCAGGCGCGCCACACCGGCAUCAAGAUCGUGCAGCAGAUCGCCAUCCUCAUGGGCUGCGCCAUCCUGCCCCACCUGCGCAGCCUGGUGGAGAUCAUCGAGCACGGUCUGGUGGAUGAGCAGCAGAAGGUCCGCACCAUCAGUGCCCUGGCCAUCGCUGCUCUGGCGGAGGCGGCCACGCCCUACGGUAUCGAGUCCUUCGACUCCGUGCUGAAGCCCCUCUGGAAGGGUAUCCGCCAGCACAGGGGCAAGGGUCUGGCCGCCUUCUUGAAGGCCAUCGGCUACCUGAUCCCCCUGAUGGACGCCGAGUACGCCAACUACUACACCAGGGAGGUGAUGUUGAUCCUCAUCAGAGAGUUCCAGUCUCCUGACGAGGAGAUGAAGAAGAUCGUGCUCAAGGUGGUGAAGCAGUGCUGUGGGACCGACGGUGUCGAGGCGAACUACAUCAAGACCGAGAUCCUGCCCCCCUUCUUCAAACACUUCUGGCAGCAUCGGAUGGCUCUGGAUCGCCGCAACUACAGACAGCUGGUGGACACCACGGUGGAGCUGGCCAACAAGGUGGGCGCGGCCGAGAUCAUCUCGCGCAUCGUGGACGACCUGAAGGACGAGGCGGAGCAGUACAGGAAGAUGGUCAUGGAGACCAUCGAGAAGAUCAUGGGCAACCUGGGCGCCGCCGACAUCGACCACAAGCUGGAGGAGCAGCUGAUCGACGGCAUCCUGUACGCCUUCCAGGAGCAGACCACCGAGGACUCUGUGAUGCUGAACGGUUUCGGCACCGUGGUGAACGCCCUGGGGAAGCGGGUCAAGCCCUACCUGCCGCAGAUCUGCGGUACCGUCCUGUGGCGUCUCAACAACAAGUCCGCCAAAGUCCGUCAGCAGGCCGCCGACCUCAUCUCCAGGACCGCCGUCGUCAUGAAGACCUGCCAGGAGGAGAAGCUGAUGGGGCAUCUGGGGGUGGUGCUGUACGAGUACCUGGGGGAGGAGUACCCCGAGGUCCUGGGGAGCAUCCUGGGGGCGCUGAAGGCCAUCGUCAACGUCAUCGGCAUGCACAAAAUGACCCCGCCCAUCAAGGACCUGCUGCCGCGUCUGACGCCCAUCCUAAAGAAUCGGCACGAGAAGGUGCAGGAGAACUGCAUCGACCUGGUGGGCCGCAUCGCAGACAGGGGGGCUGAGUACGUGUCGGCGCGGGAGUGGAUGAGGAUCUGCUUUGAGCUGCUGGAGCUGCUGAAGGCCCAUAAGAAGGCCAUCCGCCGAGCCACCGUCAACACCUUCGGCUACAUCGCCAAGGCCAUUGGGCCCCACGACGUGCUGGCCACGCUGCUGAACAACCUGAAGGUGCAGGAGCGGCAGAACCGCGUGUGCACCACGGUGGCCAUCGCCAUCGUGGCCGAGACCUGCUCGCCCUUCACCGUGCUGCCGGCGCUGAUGAACGAGUACCGCGUGCCCGAGCUCAACGUGCAGAACGGCGUGCUCAAGUCCCUCUCCUUCCUGUUCGAGUACAUCGGCGAGAUGGGCAAGGACUACAUCUACGCCGUCACCCCCCUGCUGGAGGACGCUCUCAUGGACCGGGACCUGGUGCACAGGCAGACAGCGAGCGCGGUGGUGCAGCACAUGUCCCUGGGCGUGUACGGGUUCGGCUGCGAGGACUCGCUCAACCACCUGCUGAACUACGUGUGGCCCAACGUGUUCGAGACGUCGCCCCACGUCAUCCAGGCGGUGAUGGGCGCCCUGGAGGGGCUCCGCGUGGCCAUUGGGCCCUGCCGCAUGCUGCAGUACUGCCUGCAGGGCCUGUUCCACCCGGCGCGGAAGGUGAGGGACGUGUACUGGAAGAUCUACAACUCCAUCUACAUCGGGUCCCAGGACGCGCUGAUCGCCCACUACCCCCACGUCUACAACGACGAGAAGAACCCCUUCAUCCGCUACGAGCUGGAGUACUUCCUGUGAACACGCCCCAGAGGCCCCGCCCCCUCCCCCUGCACACAUUCACUUAUUUUACUGUCCGCCCUCGCGUCAUUGGCCCGUUCCCCUCUCGGCCCCGCCCCUUCCUGUCUCUCCCUCCCUGCCCUUUACCUCCUUUUGGACGUUAUUCGUUAUUUUUUUUUAAACCAUUUAGUUGUGUGUGUGUCUGGUAGGGGAUGACCAGUCAGCCACAAUGGCACCAAAAAAAAAACCUUUUUAAUAAAAAGUCGGAGAGAAGAAAAAAAAAAAAAAAAAAAAAAUGAAUGGAACAAUGUUUAGAGCCUUUAGGUGAUUUUUUUGUGAGAAAUUGCAGCAGAGUUUAGUCGCAGCGCUGAGAAGAUGCUUCUGUGAGAAGGAUUCUUGGUAAACUUUAAUAUUAAUCGUCAUGGUUUCCGUGUAGCAGCGUUUCUCUGGCUCUACGCUGAGGCUUGUCCAUUUCUCUGAUCUUAUGGAGUGUUUCCUUACUUGAGCGAAUAAACACUUGUGUAUAAUAA